Molecule: messenger RNA, 4713 nt
Organism: Colias croceus (clouded yellow)
Lineage: Eukaryota; Metazoa; Arthropoda; Insecta; Lepidoptera; Pieridae
Gene: Pez
Product: tyrosine-protein phosphatase non-receptor type 21
Exons: 10
Coding region: 273-3746 (1157 amino acids)
Biological process (GO): protein dephosphorylation
Cellular component (GO): cytoskeleton
Molecular function (GO): protein tyrosine phosphatase activity
Source: RefSeq, a predicted model, not a curated record
AUGUCACCACUCACCAGUGCCCCGCAAUAUUGUGAAUUUUUUAUUUUGUGAUGUGUUUAUUUAGCAUUUUUUAUUGUUAUCAACCACAUUUAACAGAAUAUCGACUUUGUGUGUUAAAACCUCGUUUAUAACUCAUUCUGUUAUCAAACCCAUAAAAUAUAAUGUAGCGCGUAUAACGGAUGCGUCUUUUUCAACAUUCUUCUACCAUAAAUGUAUAACGUAACGCUAGUUUCGUGAUGUUUUUACUAAUUGGGCCCGGGUAACAUUAGAAGAUGCCUUUCAAAUUGAAAUUGAAGAAGACGCGACAGUACAAUGUUGCGUCAAAAAGUUUGUUCGUGAUAAGUGUCGAAUUACUCGAUGGUGGAAUAGCAGAUUGUACGUUGUCGGUGGACAGCACAGGCCAGGAAUGCCUCGACAACGUGUGCCAGAGGCAGGCGAUCAAUCAGCCAGAGUUCUUCGGGCUGCGUUACGUGAAUCGCAGUCAGCAGCCGCGAUGGGUGCAGUUGGACAGGCCGUUGAAACGUCAGCUAGAGAAAUAUUCGUCGGCUCACCAGCUUUACUUGCGUGUCAUGUACUAUGUGAUAUCCGGCACGAGUUUAAUAACGGAUGAGGUGACGAGGUAUCACUAUUUCUUGCAAUUGAAAAAUGAUCUGGUUGAAGGUCGGAUAAUUUGCGACUUCCAGCAAGCUGUGGUGUUGGCUUCGUACAGCCGGCAGGCGGAGUACGGGAACCAUGAUCGGGAAAGACAUACAGUGGAAUAUUUGAAGAAUCUGUUGACCUUUCCGAAGCAAAUGUUAGACGGGGGCCAGAUAGUUGAUAGCAGUAGUUUAGCAGAGAAUGGAAGGCUCGAAUGGCUGACUGCGGCUGUGAUACAGCAUCAUAUGUCUUUACACAACAUGUCACAGGCACAAGCAGAAGAAGGCUUCAUCACGACAUGCCAGCAGCUCCGAGGGUACGGGCAGGAGAUGUUCACGGCCAAGGACCAGCGCGACCAGAGCGAGGUUACCAUCGCGAUAUCCCUCACUGGUAUACGCGUGUUGACUGAUACUAGUGACACUCCACAUUUUUAUCGGUGGAUGGACAUAACGAACGUGAUAAACCACAAGCGCACGUUCAGCAUCGAGUGCCAGCAACAGGGCGAGUCGGCGGCGUUCGCGCUGCCGUCCCCCGAGGACGGGAAGUACGUGUGGCGCAUGUGCGUGCAUCAGCACACGUUCUACAUGCGCCAUCAGGCAGCCCUCAGCGCGCCGCGGGAUGAGCACCGACCCAAAUUUCAGGAGCACGGUCUAUCAGAGAGUCGCGAAGAACUAGACGUAAGGGAUACAGGCAGCGCCUCCCGGCUGGAGCCUCUCACAGCGGCGCACAGAGCGCACUCAACAUCGUGCUUAGAGCUGGCUGAAAAUAGACCGCAGCCUAGGAAUCGAGCGCUGUUACCAUCAUACCGUCCCGCGCCAGAUUACGAAACGGCCAUUCAGCAAAAAUACCAACAACAAAGAGCUGAAGCUCAACUGCGAUAUCAGAACCAUCACGCACAUUCCCAACUCCUGAACACGAAUGCCCAGCCUCUAGUCUAUGGUUCCCAUCCUGAUAUUCAUCGAAUCCACUACCCUGACGUAACAAGACAUACCGUACCAGUGAACCAAGGGGUGUCUGCCUCUGAUGAUUACGCGUAUGGUCUAAAGUACGUAGGAAACUACCCCAUAGCGGUGAACCCUAACGUGCAAACAGACCCGGCGUUACAUUACGUCAAUGUUUACAAACCUCCCCCUCCCUACCCGUCCAACGGCCUUGCAUCGAACUCGACCCCAGAUUUAGCCGUCGCUAGUCAAGCUCUGAACUACCACAGAGGUUAUAUUAACUCCCACGUGUCCGGUUCUAGUCCAGAUUUAGUUUCCACCCGUACUGCCCUAAAUAGACAGUAUCUAGGUUACGUGAAUCCUGGUCACGUCCUAAAUUACGGCCGACCCAACAUCCUUCCCGCUACCCACGGUACAUAUAACAAUCUUCCUUCAGUAUUAGACCCGAAACCUCACAUAAUAAUCGAUCCUCACCACAUUUCCAAUAACAUCCAAAAGGUUUACGAUGAAAGAGGGAAUAUUAUGUACUCGAUGCCCAUGAGAAGGAUAUCUUACCAGAGGCAUUUGGUGCUACCGCAAAUAAAGCACAACGAAACACAAGAGCCGAUAUAUGAAAACGUUCCUCUACCGUGGCAGAGCGAACAGAAGAUACGGGAGAGAGCACAAAGCUUAACAACGACAGAUGAAAUUGCGCGGCUCAACGAACGAAACAGCAGCCAUCCCACGAUAAACAAUUACGGAAACCCGAACGUGCCAAGCUAUCCUGUUAAAAUAGAUAACGACUGCCACUACGUGAACGCACAAAUCAUCAAAGGAGUCAGAGAGUCGAGCGUGCCGAAAGACUUGAACAUAUCGAAUCGAGCCAUAAACAAAGAAUUCGACCCCGCUCUAUCCAUCGACAAGCUCUCCAUCAAGGACGAAAAAGACUACGACGAAACGCCGUAUCAGAGCCUGUCGACGCAUAAAAUAUCGAACAAUAACACGAUAAGCAAAUCGGUGGAUAACGUUACAUCGAUAAGUAUACCUGAUAUAAGAGUUCAGGAUACGUCGCACACGACAACGGACAGUGCUUUGUCGAGUUCGAUAAUGAAUUCGACGUACAGCACUAGCGUUGAGUUGGAAGCGAGUAAAAGUAGCAAUAAAGAGAAGAAGAGACGCCGGUGGGGGGUGUUUAUGGGGAGGGGGAAUAAGGAAGUGAAAAGUGCAACUUUAGGCAGGGAUCGGGCUAAGGCAAGUCAGCCGACGAACAAGCAUCGCUGGUCGACCGGCCUGCCCAAGUUCCAACCGCUACCACCGAGUAUUACCAAAGAAACAUUGUGCCAAUUACUCGAACGCAAGAUGUCUGACGAGCAGCUAUCGUUCGCGUUCGAACAAAUCCCCAAAGGGAGGGAAGUAGAGGGCGAGUACCGUACGGCCCUCUUACCUCAAUACGCGUCAUACAACUGUGGGGACUCCCUCCCGUACGAGGACAAUAGAGUUCGCUUACAACCCACCCCGGAGAACCCGCAUGGGUAUAUAAAUGCGUCGCAUGUUACGAUGACAGUGGGCAAUUCGCAACGCUUCUAUGUGGUAGCGCAAUCUGGUGGAGUCCAACAAGCGGCGCUCCUCUGGGAGUGCGUGUGGCAAGUUGGUGCUCGGCUCAUGGCGCUAGUCGACCCUGAACCUCCGAAGUAUUUACCGCCUGACCAUCAUUCUAAGGAUUAUGGCGAGUUCCAAGUAUGGUGCGGUGCGUGGUCCCGUGCCCCGUGGGGCGGCUCCGUGCGCGUGCGGGUGCGGCGCGGUGGUCGAGCGCGGCACUUGUGGCACGUGCACUAUACGAGGUUUCAUGUGGCCGCGCCUAUGGACGAUGUUAGCGGGUUUCUUGAGUUUCUCUCCGAACUCAACGGGUUGCGUCUAGCCAGCGAAGCAGAAGCAACAGCUGACAAGCAAGCGGUGACGUCACGCAACCCGCCGCUCGUAGUGGCCUGCGCACGCGCAGCCGGCCGCAGCGGUACUGCGCUAGCUGCUCACCUGCUGCUGCACGUGUUGGAUACUAACCAGGAAUUGGACAUCCCGCGUACCAUAAGUAUGUUACAUCAGCAAAGAGCGAACCUCAUUGAAAACGUGCAUCAAUACAAAUUCCUUCACCAGGUGCUUUUACAGUAUUUAAAGCAAUCUAGGCUUAUUUAGACUGUUACAUGAGGGCAUGCUAUCUCGUUCUAACAUACCGUGUUAAAACGAGAUGGUACUAUACUAGCGUCUGUUUGUUGAAUUAAUAAUGAGAUAUUUAUUAAUUGUUAACUGAAAUAUGAGAAAGCAAUGGUAUUAACUAUUUGAGAUAAUUUAAAAAGGAAUUGUUUGUAAUAGUGUUGCCACAAAUCACAACUAACUGUGUCUUGUUUCAAUAUUACUUGGAAGUAUUGUGUGGUAUAUCUGGGCAUAUUUAUUUAUUUGAUUAUUAUCAUUAAAUGUUUCAAUAAUUAUUAUUUACAAUACAUAGGAAAUAAAUAUAUUUAUACUUAGUGGAACACAUUUCGAAUUUAUAGUAUAUUUGGAUGAUAAAUGAGAAUUUAAAAGAUAAAUAAUGGAAUGUAUUUGCUCAGAAUGUAGUCAAUAAUGAUUUAAAAUCGUUACGAUAUAAAUGUUUAUAUUAUGUUCAAUUAAUUAGGACUGACACGGCGCUGCCAUUUUCUUGUAUCUUGUAUAUUUUGUUUUUAAUCUGUAUUUAAUUAAUAAAAAAAAGAGUUUUAAUUACUCGCAAAUUUUUUCUUUUUCAUAUAUUUGAGAAUUGUACAGUUCAAUUAUCUGUACCUGUUUAUAAGCUGUAUAAUUUAAGGUGCCUUAACCGCUAAGCUAAGUUUAAACUCUAGUUUCCAAGCUUGUAGUGUUUAAGUGAAACCAUGUGCCUUAAAUCGGAGAUUAUACACGAUCUGAUGUCGUUCUUAUGUGCCUUUGUUAUUUUAUUAUACGUCUAAUGAUUUGCCCAAUAAACGUUAAUUCAUAAAAAAAAUUUUUUCAAAAACGUCAAAAUUAUGACACACCAAAAAAUCUUAUUUUUAUCUGUCAAGUGCUUUUUUUUGCGAAUUAGCGUUGUGUUGAUGCAAAUUUCACGUAAAUAAUGUAAGAUAGAUUUUUUAUACUUUUUCAAAAUAACACG